This is a messenger RNA of Trypanosoma conorhini, 1878 nucleotides long. RefSeq lists its product as uncharacterized. Gene Ontology annotation, molecular function: ubiquitin-protein transferase activity. The record is from RefSeq and is a predicted model, not a curated record. The coding region runs from base 1 to 1878 and encodes 625 amino acids. The transcript has a single exon. Lineage: Eukaryota; Euglenozoa; Kinetoplastea; Trypanosomatida; Trypanosomatidae. Gene Ontology annotation, biological process: protein ubiquitination.
AUGUCGCUUCAUGGCGCCAUCACGUUCUUUGUGUCUCAGGACCUCGAGGACAUGGGUGUUUCCACGCUCUCUUGCUUAGCUUCCAGCCUCACCGAGCCCGGUGUUGCUGUGUCACUCAUCGAUCAACAUCGUUCUGUGUGCAAGGAGGUGAUGUCACGGCUUGUAGCCGUUGCGAAUGAUGGCGGCAAGAACCCUAGCGCGCGCAUUUUGGCCCUCGAAUGUUUAUACGCCCUGUCGCACGUUCCCAAUGCCGGGUUUCGCACAGGAGACCUGCUUGACGCCGUCCAAAAACUGAAUGAGUCGUUUGAGGAGUUCUUCGAAGCACAGCCUGCGGGGGCCGUUGAGUCUCAGCAAGAAAUGCUCACGGUGCUUUUAUUUCGCUGCAGUGGCUACGCGCGACUGAAGGCGGGAGAUCUUCUGCGGCAGUUAUACAACGGCGACGACGCCCGACUUGUGUCGGCGCUGCAGGCGAUCAUCAAGGAUCGGUCAUUUGAGUGGGACAUCGUACAGGCCUGCGUGCGCUGCAUCUACGAGUUGACCACCCCCGCGAGCUACUUCGCCGUUCCAGACGACAACCAUCCCAUCGAGACCACCAAGCUCAGCGCCUUCCAGGAAAAAAUGACCGCGUUGCUCAUCCACUUAACCCAACACAACUCGUUGCAGGACCUGUUUAAGGAGCUCGACGCGCGCUGGGCCGUCGAUGUGCGUGAGGAAGGGAUUGAUGCGAUCCUGGAAGGCCAAAGCCCCCUGACAGACUCGGUGUGCGACUGUGUGGCGAUGAGGUUCUUGGGAGUAUUCCGUUACUUGGCGGUUAUGUUGCUAAAUUUGGCCGACUUCUGCGAACGGAUGGAUCUCGUGCGUGCUUACCAGCAGUCCUUUCUGACGCAGCAUCAGAGUUUCCUUGGAGGCACGGUCAUACCUUUUUUGCGCCUUGCACUUUGUUGCUGGGAGGCCACGUGCGACACAACGCUGGAGUCGCAGAACAAUCCGUUCAUGAAUGUGGCCACUGUCGUGCUGCGUUUGUUGCGCUUCUCCCUUUACCGGCCAUCACAGGCGCCAAACGAAACACUUGCCUCAUCGCUUGUGGCCUUGACACGACAUGUGCACAAGCUGGAGUCAAGGCUUUCUAAGGAGUACGUUGGCAUGCUCGUCCUCGUUCUCACUGUGGAGUGUUUGUGUAACGUGAAUGCCGUCAAAGUGGAGGCUCUCGCGGCGGACUUUACCGCAUUGUUGAAUUUGAUCUCAAACGACAAGAGCCCGCUACGCCCUGGGGCGCAAUUCACGGUUGCACAAGCUUUCGCGUAUUGCCUUGCAAACGAAACUUCGAUGUACUGCGGCCUUGAAAAUGAAUCGGUUGCACUGCUGCGCGUAAGGCUGCAAGUUGAGGAUGCGGAGAUGACCAACGAGGCGGCGCGGGUAGUGCAGGUGCUGGAGGAGCAAUUGGAGAUGCUACAGACGCUGAUGAUGGAACUAGCUGUGGGGCAGCUUCUUGGUGAUAUCUCACUUAUGAUGCCGUUUGCCGUGGGGACUGGGGAAGCUGCCACGGGAGCCAACUCCGCGGGGCAGGCGCCAAAUUCGAAGAGUGCGGACCCUGACAAGAAGCGUGGCGCAGGCUAUGCAAAGAAAAAGGUGAAGCACCCGUCUAGGUACGUGUGCAUGCUGACAAAGAAACUGAUGCGGGAGCCUGUAGUGUUGCGCAACGGUCAUCAUUUUGAGUUGGAUGCGCUACAGGAAGUUGUAGACCGCGUUGGCCACGUGGAUCCCCUCACAGGGGAGACGUUUGACGACGAAAUAGAGGUGGAUAUGGACCUGCAACGUGAGAUUGCACGAUACAGGAUAGAAAUGGCCGCUCGCGAGGGGGAAGAAGCGGUGGCGUGA